This is a messenger RNA of Coprinopsis cinerea okayama7#130, 1278 nucleotides long. RefSeq lists its product as hypothetical. Lineage: Eukaryota; Fungi; Basidiomycota; Agaricomycetes; Agaricales; Psathyrellaceae. Gene Ontology annotation, cellular component: mitochondrial DNA-directed RNA polymerase complex; mitochondrial matrix. Gene Ontology annotation, molecular function: mitochondrial transcription factor activity. The record is from RefSeq and is a predicted model, not a curated record. Gene Ontology annotation, biological process: transcription initiation at mitochondrial promoter. Bases 1 to 1278 code for a protein of 425 amino acids. The transcript has 6 exons.
AUGCUUUCCGCGUCCGUCCACCGACUUUGCUGGGCUGCUCGACGGCAAUGCCAACGAGCUCCACCACGGCCAGCAGACCGCAUACUCGUCCUCAGCGCCGCCUCUCAAAGUCGUUGGGCAAGCACUAAAUCCGAGACGGCGACGGCGACCCCGAAACGCAGAAGGAAGAAGACUGAUACCUUGCCGCAACCGAGCGUCAACCUUCCAGCACCGGAGAAAUGGGCGGAGUCGUUCAAUGUCAAGCUCUCUACGAAGCCAUUAUCUGGUCGUAUCUCAGUGUCCAACCCUGAAACUGCGGACAAGCUUGCCAAUGCGUUCGUUCCAGAGGGAUCGAAGGAUAAAGUCAUCGUUGAGGCGUAUCCAGGACCCGGACAACUGACGCGGUCGUUGUUGAAACUACCACGAGAACGUAUCAAGAAAAUCGUCCUAAUGGAACCAAUCCCUGGGUUUUUGGAAUGGCUCAAACCUCUGGAAGAAUUGGACGACAGAAUAUCAGUUAUGGCAGUUGACCCAUGGAUCUGGAGCUCCUACGACGAACUCCAGGAAGCCGGACACCUCGCCGACGUCCCCAUUCUUGACUGGAAUGCAGGAGUUCACCCAACCCUCCACUUCAUCCAACACCUGCCAAGUAUCGUUCUGGGGGAACAGCUCUUGAACCAGUACAUCCGAACCAUACCAGACCAACAUUGGCUCUACAAAUACGGUCGGAUUCCGCUGGACAUGGUCAUUAGCGCUAGAAUGCUCCAGCGCCUAACAGCUACCACUCAAGACACUAAUCAACGCGGCAAACUUGGGGUAUUCCGUGAGGCCACAAGCGUUGUUACCACCCCCGUCCCACCUUCCGAACUCGACCCAUACGACGAACACUUUUACCCUGUCCGUAAAGCAUCUACGUCCAAUGCUUCCAAGGCACUGGAAGAUCGCAAAGCUGGCAAUCCCCAUCUGGCGCUAAGAAUUAUGGCUCUGGACGAACCCCUCAUUAAACCCAAGACUCUGGAAACUUGGGACUAUGUCACACGGAAAUUAUUCAUCUCCAAGGCCACCCCUGUUUCAAAGUCGAUCCAGACUCUCGCACCUGGCGCCAACGCCAUCCUCAAGUACCUCACCGAUCCCGACCUGCCUGCUGAGCAACAGCUCGAUGUCAGCAAACGGCCGCAAGAGUUGACAGUACACGAAUGGGCUCUCAUCGUCAACGCAUUCGACAAGUGGCCUUUCCGCCCCAAACACCUCGGCAUCGACGUUGACUUGAUCACAACAGGCAAGAUCGCACGCAAGUAA